GAGGAGGGGACGCGGGCCCUGGGGGGUUGGAGGGGCCGAACAUCGCGGGGUGUUUCGGCUUUGCCCCCCUCUUUCCAAAAAGCAAAAGCAGAAACGCGGACCGAGGAGCCGUCCGCCCUCGCCCCGGCCUCACCUCGCUGGCCCCGAGUGCGGGGAGCUCGGAUGUCCGGUUUCCUGUGAGGCUUGUACCUGACCCCGUCGCCUCUGGCCAGCACUGGCUGGGACGGCGACGAGCGACUUUGGGAACGCCGAGUGCCGGCCGCGCUCCCGCCGCCUGCGGCUCGCCCUCGGGGGGCAGCGCGGGGCUGUCCGAGGAGAGGGCGAGGAGGGAGCCGCCGCGCCGGGCGCCCGCGCGCCCAGCCCCGCCGCGCCGCGGACCGGCCGCCGCGCUCCGGGUCCUUCCACCAUGCGCUGGCUGCGCGGCUUCUCUCUGGCGUGUUCCCUGCUCGCCGCCGCUCUGCUCCCGGGUCCGCGCCAGGCGCCCGCCGCCGCCUUCGAGUCGGGACUCGGCUUCUCCUCCGACGCGGAGCCGGACGCGGGCGAGGCCAAGGCUUAUGCAGGAACAGAUCUGGAAGAACAGUUGCGGUCGGUGUCCAGUGUAGAUGAACUCAUGACUGUACUCUACCCAGAAUAUUGGAAAAUGUACAAGUGUCAGUUAAGGAGAGGAGGAUGGCAACAAAAUAAAGAACAGCCCAAUGUCAAUACAAGAACAGAAGAUACUAUAAAAUUUGCUGCAGCACAUUAUAAUGCAGAGAUCUUGAAAAGUAUUGAUAAUGAGUGGAGAAAGACUCAAUGCAUGCCACGUGAGGUGUGUAUAGAUGUGGGGAAGGAGUUUGGAGCAGCUACAAACACCUUCUUUAAACCUCCAUGUGUGUCCGUCUACAGAUGUGGGGGCUGCUGCAACAGUGAGGGGCAACAGUGCAUGAACACCAGCACAGGCUACCUCAGCAAGACGUUGUUUGAAAUUACAGUGCCUCUCUCUCAAGGCCCCAAACCAGUAACAAUCAGUUUUGCCAAUCACACUUCCUGCCGGUGCAUGUCUAAACUGGAUGUUUACAGACAAGUUCACUCAAUUAUUAGACGUUCCCUGCCAGCAACACUGCCACAGUGCCAGGCUGCCAACAAGACUUGCCCCACAAAUUACACAUGGAAUAAUCACAUCUGCAGAUGUCUCGCUCAGCAAGAUUUUCUUUUUGCUUCUAGUGCUGGAGACGAUUCAGUAGAUGGAUUCCAUGACAUCUGUGGACCCAACAAGGAGCUGGAUGAAGAGACCUGUCAGUGUGUCUGCAAAGGGGGGCUUCGGCCUUCCAGCUGUGGACCGUAUAAAGAACUAGACAGAGACUCAUGCCAGUGUGUCUGUAAAAACAAACUUUUCCCCAGCUCAUGUGGGGCCAACAGAGAAUUUGAUGAAAACACAUGCCAGUGCAUAUGUAAAAGAACCUGCCCAAGAAAUCAACCCCUCAACCCUGGGAAAUGUGCCUGUGAAUGUACAGAAAAUUCACAAAAGUGCUUAUUAAAAGGAAAGAAGUUUCAACAGCACACAUGCAGUUGUUACAGACGGCCAUGUCCAAAUCGGCUGAAGCAUUGUGAGCAGGGACUUUCAUUUAGUGAAGAAGUAUGUCGCUGUGUCCCUUCAUAUUGGAAAAGAACGAUAUGAACUAAGAGUGUACUAUUUUCCAGUUCACCAUUUUUCUGCCAUGGAUAACUGUGUUGCCACUUUAGAACCAUGAACAGAGAGAUCUUUGUGGGACCAUGGUAACAAAGACAAAAGUCACUGUUUCCUGAACCAUGUGGAUAACUUUACAGAAAUGGACGGUAGCUCAUCUGCAAAAAGACCUCUUGUAAAGACUCAUUUUCUGCCAAUGACCAAAUAGCUGAGGUUCUUCUGAGGUUGUGAUUUAAAAAAAAAAAAAAAAAAAAAAAAUGACUAUAUAAUUUAUUUCCACUAAAAAUAUUGUUUCUGCAUUCAUUUUUAUAGCAAUAACAAUUGGUUAAAGCUCACUGUGAUCAAUAUUUUUAUAUCAUGCAAAAUAUGUUUAAAAUAAAAUGAAAGUUGUAUUAUAA
Molecule: messenger RNA, 2064 nt
Organism: Rhinolophus ferrumequinum (greater horseshoe bat)
Lineage: Eukaryota; Metazoa; Chordata; Mammalia; Chiroptera; Rhinolophidae
Gene: VEGFC
Product: vascular endothelial growth factor C
Exons: 7
Coding region: 407-1657 (416 amino acids)
Biological process (GO): positive regulation of mast cell chemotaxis; vascular endothelial growth factor receptor signaling pathway; positive regulation of protein phosphorylation
Cellular component (GO): membrane
Molecular function (GO): chemoattractant activity; growth factor activity; vascular endothelial growth factor receptor 3 binding
Source: RefSeq, a predicted model, not a curated record